GGGAGACACAUGGCCUGAGAGGUCAUGAGCUGAAAGCAGAAGGGAGGAACCGGCAGAAUGAUUCCUGGAUUGUGUCGGUGUAAGAGAAAGCAGAAGAAGAAGAAGAGCCAGAUCCCCUCGCUGAGAGAGGAAGAGAGACAGAUGGACUACCUGUUAAAUCCAUCUGCAUUUCCUCCAAGGUCCCCAAUGAUGUUGUGGAAAAUGGAAAAUGUGUUGCUGUCCAAGCUCGUGGACAUCCAGACAGGGACCGAGGAUCACAGCUGCAGCCGUUCCCAGCUCUACUGAACCAUGGUCGGUCUCAGGCCCUGGUACCUCAGUCUCUGGUACCUGAUCCUGGUCCAUGUGCUUCUGCUGCAGAUUUUGCCCGUCAUGGUGCAGGGAGUCGAUCCUGUGAGCCAGAAACUACGUCGCCUCACUGAGCAGUUCCAGCAGUUCCAGGCGCUGACCCAGGCCCGGUUGCACAUGUUGGCUCUGAACCAGAACAGAAGGAACUCGUCAGGGGGGCUGGAGAGCCGAGUUCAGGCUUUGAAUGAGCGCUGGCAGCAGACAUCGCAGGACCUCAAAGACCUCCAGGAGAGCACGAAGCAGGAGAUCGGGGGGCUCAGAGAGUGGAGCAGGAAGCUGGAGAAGAAGAGUAAGCGUAUGGAGGGUCGUCUUGCUUUGAUGGAGAGAAGCCUGAGGGAGAGCCGUCGCUAUGCCCAGAAACAGAAGGCUGAACCAGUCCAGGACUUCUCCAACCUCACCCUGGAGCUCCAGGGCCAAGAUGAAAGACUUGCCGCCCUUCAGGACCAGCGUGACGAGCUGCUUGUUGGGCUUAGAGGGCUGCAGGAAUCCCUGAAAAACCAGGUGCUGCGUGUGACUCGGCUGGAGGGUCGGCUCAAGGAGGCCGGUGGGGAACAUCAGAAGUACUUUGAACCACACAGGAGAGGUCCGACACAUAGAGGAGGAGAUCCUGAAAGGAUUCGGGAUAGGCAAACCCAAUCAGGAACUGAAGGGGUCACCAAUCCCUACACUGAUGAUCACUCAAAGGCUGGGAGCAGAAACCAGGGAACACCAAACCAGCCUAAACAUCCAAAGGCCCAGAAACCAAGACCUCACAUAGAGACUAAUCCACAUAAACAAGUCCAGUAUCCUCAUCCUGAAGCUGAGUCCACAGAUUACCUUCCUCAUCUUGAGCCUUACAACCCCCAAUCGCAGAUCCAAGUCCGAGCCAAGAUCAGGUCAAACCCUAUUCAGACUCUGCCUGAUCUCAACGCCCAGAUCCAGCCCCAAAAUCAACAACGAUCCCAGGCUCAGUUAUAUCAUCAUAGACAUCCCUCCUGGUUCCAGCCCAAAGAUGACAAACCCAGCAGGACUAGGCAUGAAGCUCAGCAUCUGUUAUCUUCAGGAGUUCUCCCUGAGCCUUGGCCUGAGUCUCCUCAACCCGAGGUGAGUGGGUGGAACGGAGGAGAGGAGCAAGAAAAUGACACAAAAAGGGAGUCUUCAGCGAUCCACGGCUUGCUCCAGCUUCCUGUCAGGCAGAAGAUCCCUGCAAGACCAGUUCCAAAAAAGGAUGCAACAAUCUGCAACGUAGACUCCAUGCUUUUCUUCCCCACGGCCUCAGCAGAGAACUACGUCACCUUCUCCCUGACUCUCCCUGACCUCCAUGAACUCUCGGUGUGUUUAUGGCUCCGUGUGGAGGCCCAGCAUGUCGGCACGCUGCUCUCUUAUGCCACAGAUGAUAAUGAUAACCAGUUAGUCCUGUACGGACGCAGCUCCUCUGCCUCUUCUGGAUCUCUCUCUUCUUCUUCUUCCUCAUCUUCCCAUCCUUCUGCCUCCUCCUCUUACUCCCUGGACUUUGUCAUCGGAGACCCUGUCCAUCGCAGUCUCCCUGUGAGGUCACUCCUAGAUGCUCGCUGGCACCACCUCUGCGUCCUCUGGUCCUCCAUCCAGGGUCGUUUUUGGUAUUACACAGACCGGCAACUCGCCUCCUCGGGGUCCAACUUCGGGAAGGGCUGGGAGGUUCCUGGAGGUGGAUCAGUGGUGCUGGGUCAGGAGCAGGACACUGUAGGUGGAGGGUUUGACCCUGUAGAGGGUUUUGCUGGGCAGGUGGCAGGGUUCAGGAUGUGGAACCGGGUGUUGAGUCCUGCAGAGGUGGAGGGUGUAGCAGAAGGCAGAGGUGUGCCCAGAGGGGUGGUGCUGGGCAUGGAGGACAUAAAGGAGCUGCAUGGAGAGGUGCAGCAGGUGUCAUGUGAAUGUUUAGAGCAUUGUGGUUAAAAAAUACAACAAGGACAAUUCAAAUGGAAAGUUAAUCCAGAACAUACUUACUGGCAGAAGUCACCGAAUCUCUUUUAUAUUUCAUUUUUCAAAUUUGAAGGAUUUAUAAGCACUGUCAUAUUCUUUGUGUGUGCCCACAUCUUGCUUUUUGGCAUGUGUAGUUUGUUUUUUAGAAAGUCCAGACCACAGACUGUAUAUAAAAUGGACGUCAUCGCUCAGCUUGAAGUGAGGGCACCACAAAAACUGCUCCCCCUGGU
Molecule: messenger RNA, 2513 nt
Organism: Notolabrus celidotus (New Zealand spotty)
Lineage: Eukaryota; Metazoa; Chordata; Actinopteri; Labriformes; Labridae
Gene: ptx4
Product: pentraxin-4
Exons: 7
Coding region: 289-2256 (655 amino acids)
Source: RefSeq, a predicted model, not a curated record